AUGAACUUGGAUGAGGAAGACCUCAAACCUUGCAAGACGAAUCUGAUAGCUUUUAAUGGAGAGCAUACACCUCCUAAAGGCUACAUCGACCUCAGGUUAACCUUGGGAACCAAAGAAGCGUUCAAAUCAAAACGGGUUAGGUUCAUCGUGGCUGAUUUUCCGUCAGAAUAUAAUAUAAUUUGGGGAAGACCAACCAUAAACCAGUGGGACAUGCUGGUUUCUACAAAGCACCAGAAGAUAAAAAUGGUGAGUAGGAAGAACGAAAUAAUAACUAUUGCUGGAGAUCAGAAGGAAUCCAUGGGCUGCUACUUUGACACAGUCAAAGAAAUCGAAGGCGGGCAUUCGAGUCCACCCCGGGUUCGCCCAGGAGACAAACUCGGCAAAAACACAACUCCCCAACACUCAAGUAAGUCGAUCAACUUGGUUGAACUAGACAUGAGAGAAGAAGUAAUCCCGAGACCUGAGCCCGAUGGUGAAUUAGAAGAUCUUGCAUUGGGGAAAGAACCCGGUCAAUUUACACGAAUUGGUAAGACCAUAGACCAUCCUAUCAAGCAAGAGUUGAUCUGGUUCCUUGAAAAUAGCACGGAUGUGUUUGCAUUGAGAUCAUCAGAGAUCCCAGGGGUAGACCCUGCCUUCUGCUGCCACAAAUUGGCAUUCUAUCCCAGUUCCUUGAAAACAACACGAAUGUGUUUGCAUGGAGAAAUACAACAUACAACGUGGCUGGCAAACAUGUUGAUGGUGAAAAAAUCAAAUAGGAAGUGGAGAGACUGUACCGUUUAUACGGACCUGAACAAGGUCUGCCCAAAAGACUCCUACCCCAUGCCCAACAGAGACCAACUGGUAGACAAUUCGGCUGGAUUUCAAUUGCUGUCUUUCAUGCUAGCAUAUUCUGGUUACAAUUAG
This is a messenger RNA of Gastrolobium bilobum, 903 nucleotides long. RefSeq lists its product as uncharacterized. Lineage: Eukaryota; Viridiplantae; Streptophyta; Magnoliopsida; Fabales; Fabaceae. The coding region runs from base 1 to 903 and encodes 300 amino acids. The record is from RefSeq and is a predicted model, not a curated record. The transcript has a single exon.